Molecule: messenger RNA, 1353 nt
Organism: Tuber melanosporum (Perigord truffle)
Lineage: Eukaryota; Fungi; Ascomycota; Pezizomycetes; Pezizales; Tuberaceae
Exons: 5
Coding region: 1-1209 (402 amino acids)
Biological process (GO): nucleoside metabolic process
Cellular component (GO): cytosol
Molecular function (GO): S-methyl-5-thioadenosine phosphorylase activity
Source: RefSeq, a predicted model, not a curated record
AUGAUCAGCACCCCAAAGGAGGGUAACCACACUACCGAUACCACCACCACCAACACCCCGGCCCCUUCACUCUACAAGUACCGUGUUCUGCCGGACCCCUUUAUCAAUAAAGCUAGUGCGGGGUCCCCCAUCUCCCCCCCUCUCCACCCCGAGGUAAAUUCCUUUUCCUUAUUUUUACAAGGUACUUUCAAAAGGGCCUAUCUCGAUCGCCGCCUCUACCCCUACUAUCGGCUUUGCGAAUAUUUCUCGAGGAUUAGAUCGCCCUAUAGUUACGCUAGGAUGCCAUUGCCAGAUACUUUUUCCGAGUCCGUACGCAUUGCGGUGAUUGGGGGGACUGGAAUUUCGGCUUUAGAAGCUGAAGGAUUUACAGCUGUUGCGAGCCUCGAUAUUCAAACACCCUACGGCGCCCCCGGUAGCCCCCUCACGAUCCUCAAAACGCCACAAAACACCCCAAUAGCAUUCCUCUCGCGUCACGGCCUCCACCACGAACUCACCCCGACGGAAAUCCCCAACCGUGCCAACAUCGCCGCUCUCCGAUCCAUCGGCGUUCGCUCCAUCAUCGCUUUCUCUGCUGUCGGCAGCUUGCAAGAACACAUUCGUCCUCGGGACUUUGUCGUCCCCUCGCAAAUCAUUGACCGGACGAAGGGACUUAGGGCGAGCACAUUUUUUGAGGGUGGGUUGGUAGGUCAUGUGGGCUUCGCGGAUCCAUUUGAUUCGGAGCUGUCUAAGGUUGUGUUUGACAUUGGGAGCGACGGGGUGCUGAAUGGGGAGGGGGUGAAGAUGCAUAAGGAUGCGCUGUUGAUUUGUAUGGAGGGCCCACAAUUCAGCACCCGCGCGGAAAGCAAUCUGUAUAGGUCCUGGGGUGGGGACGUCAUUAAUAUGUCUGCUCUCCCAGAGGCAAAACUUGCGAAGGAAGCUGAAAUCGCGUAUGUUAUGGUUUGCAUGUCUACCGAUUAUGACUGCUGGAAAACCAAUGAAGCAGCUGUAACUGUCGAAACAGUUAUGGGUAACAUGCACGCCAACGGUGCCAAUGCAAAGCACCUUGCCGCUGCAAUACUCAAGGAAUUGGCAAAGGAGGAGCAUCAGGAUCUUGUGGGCGCAAAGCACUUGGAGGGUUUGUCGAAGUGGGCGUGUUGUACCGCUCCAGCGGGAAGAAAGGCAGAGGUGGUGAAGAAGAUAGAAUUUAUGCUGCCGGGGUACUUUAGCUAGAGAGCCUUUUUAGAGACUUGGUAGUCGUAAAGCCUAGAGUAUAGACACACGAUACCUAGGAGGUAAGGAGGGGGAGAGGGGAGUCAGGAGGAAUGUGUUUCGAGACUAGAAAUCCUUACUAAGAAAAUUAUGGACACCACUUGC